AUGGUCGUCAACGCUGCAUCAGCCGACAAACAGCGCUCGGUGAAUCGCUCGUGCAUCCAAUGUCGAGAACGCAAGAUCAAAUGCGAUCGUCUAGAUCCUUGCAAUCAAUGCGUCUCCAAAGGCAUCGGCAGCGAAUGCAAGCACGAAUUGCGGAAGAAGAGGGCAAAGAACAAGCGCCCAUUCCCCAAGCGCAAGAGCCGCAUGUCGAUGCCAUCGCAGCCUCUCGAAGGUCCUGCGCCAUCUCAUUACCGCAGCCAAGCGCCUCUCGAACCCACACUGCCACCCGUGGCCUGGGCUGAACGCUCCAUGACGUCGUCCACCUCGCAGCACAGCGAGCACGGUCAGACACCUUCCAGCAGCUCUGGCAGGAUCGUCACGCCCAGCACGUCGUCUUCUGCUCACGAUUUUGCCUAUUCAUCUCAGGAACGUGCCGCGCGAUCCUUUUCGGCAAGGUCAGCUAGACCACAAGACGUGGAAUCUUUGCCAGAAAACGGCAGCUCCUCAGAGUCGGGCGAUUCGGACAGCGAUGACGAUGACAAGUAUCCCGAUGACCGCUUGCACACGCUGGAAGCCGUUCAGCUUAUGCACAUCAAGAGUGCCCCAGAGCUUCGAUGUCCCUUUGCCCUCAAGGACGUUUACGCCGAAUGGCGCGCCAUGCCGAUCGAAAGCCGCCGCGGGCUGAUUCAAGAGGUGCGCUCAGCUCUGCCCAGCCUGCCUCAGUCGCUGCAUCUUCUGCAUGACGUCUAUGUUCAGCGUCUGCACUCGAUUCACGGUAACGUCGUGCACGUUCCGACUAUCCGUGUAGUGCUGACAGAGCUUUUGACCGACGUCGACUAUGAGCGACGCGAGCGGGUCGCUUUCGGACACAUUACUGCAAGCCUCAUGGUGAUCUUUGCUGCGCUGCGAUUUGCCCCGCUCGAUGGAACCUACACGUGGGGUCGUUCAACCAGCUCUGGAGCCAACGUCGAGCCUCUCGGGCAGAAAGACAUCCGUCAGCGACUGCGUCGCAUCUUUGCCCUCGUCAAGCGGAUUCAGCGCUUUGAGUCGACGUUCACCUUUGGUAGCAUUUCGGAGCUCCAGACUGCCGUCCUGAUGCUGGAGUGCGGCAAAGGCUCGUCCGCUUUCCUAGAUUCGCUGGCUGAUUGCGCUAUUCGAUCUGCAAUCCGCAUGCGCAUCCACCGUCUCGGGACGUUCGAUAGGAUCCAUUCUCCGAAAGCCAAACCGCAUCAGGCGAUCACGGUCGAGAUGGCCAUUCGCUGCUGGUGGGCGCUCGUACGUCGAGACUGGAGCCAGAGCAACAAGUCGCGCUCCUAUCGCAUCUCUCCGCUGCAAUUCAAUACGCGCAAACCUUUGAUCCUCUUCGACGACGAACUUCUGCAACAUCCGUGUCCGCGCUCCCAUCUUCGUUCCACCUGGACCCACGUCAGCUACUCGCUUGCCUCCAUCGACUUUGCCAUCAUGACCCGCACCCUCGUCGAUCAGGUCAAUGCGCAGUCGGACCUCGACGACGGUCCCGCCUCCGCCGAUGGAUGGGGUCUUGCGUCUGUGUUUGGUCAGCGACUCUCUGCUGCUCAACGUGACUCGCUUGACCAGAAGUUCCAGUCGCUGGUCGCGUCGUUUCCUGCUCACUACUCGCUCGAAGCGCGCUACGAAGUCAUCGGUCUGGUCGAUGUCGAGCGUUGGCUGUUGCACCAAAGACUCUUCCACCUGUUCCUCACGCUGCACAUGCCCCUCAUCUCUGAGGCUACCCGUCCGCAUGGCAGCCUGAUGUACAUGGCGGGUCACAUCCUCGACAUCCAGGACAAGGUCGCCGACAUUUGCACACGCCUCGACAACUGCCAACUCAACACGCUGCAGACGCUGCGUGCGUGCUUGGUGCUGCUGCUCAAUCUCUUUUUCACCGAGACGCCCGUCAACGUCAGCGGCUUGUCGAGGCUGAUGACUCGCCGUAAGAUCACGGCUGCUCUAGAAAAGGUCCCUAUGGAAGUCUCGUCGACCAAGACAAAAGUGUCGUUGCAGGUUCAACUGGUCAAGCUCUUGCUCGGACUCGAGGAGCAGCAGCAUCAACUUCAGCUCGGGUCGGUCCAUCCAUCGGGCGACGCGGCCGUACAAGAAGCUGCUGUGGCAUUGCGCCAACGAUGGCAUGCCACUUGCCAGAUCCUCGACGUGCUGCUCAACGAAGGCUACUGGCGGUCGUUCCGUAACAAUCUGCUCGAAAACGAGCAUUCUCUACCCACUUGGCUCCAAAACUCCCUGCGGGAUGAGCUCGAAACUGGAGAUCAAGCUGCACUAACGCAAGAGGCGUCGUCGUCGCUGAUGUCGAUCCCAUCGCUCUCUGAGAAUCUCACGAACACGGCCUCAUCAGCAUCGUGUCCGUCGUCUCGGAUCGAAAACGCGUUCGCCGCCAAUGUUCCGCAAGCAGACGUUGCUACAAUCGACAGUACUGGCCUUUCGUUAGCAUUCGAUCCGAAGCUGCUAGAGAAUCUGGAUGGUCUCGAUGUCUUUGGUCUCGAACCAGUUGGCUCAUCGUCGGAGCUGCCUCAACUCGACAUGGAUCUACUCGGCCAUCAAGACUUUGAAGGCUUUGGCAACUCGAGCCAAUCGAUCGACUUUGCCAAGAUGCUCAUGGAAUGGCGUGUCGAGGUUCCGCUGGCUUAG
Pseudozyma hubeiensis SY62 is the source of this 2658-nucleotide messenger RNA. Its product is annotated as C6 transcription factor. The transcript has a single exon. NCBI's taxonomy places the organism in Eukaryota, Fungi, Basidiomycota, Ustilaginomycetes, Ustilaginales, Ustilaginaceae. Gene Ontology annotation, molecular function: DNA-binding transcription factor activity, RNA polymerase II-specific; zinc ion binding. Gene Ontology annotation, biological process: regulation of DNA-templated transcription. The coding region runs from base 1 to 2658 and encodes 885 amino acids. The record is from RefSeq and is a predicted model, not a curated record.